Molecule: messenger RNA, 2418 nt
Organism: Aedes albopictus (Asian tiger mosquito)
Lineage: Eukaryota; Metazoa; Arthropoda; Insecta; Diptera; Culicidae
Exons: 2
Coding region: 1-2418 (805 amino acids)
Source: RefSeq, a predicted model, not a curated record
AUGCUAAAGGUUGUGAAGGAUCGCGAUAGUGCUGCUUCUCAGCAAGUUCCGCCGAGUGACGUCCUCCAACAUGGCCGCCGGCUCCAGUUCAUCUGCUGUCGUACACAGCAACGCCGCCGUAUCCCCUCUCUCGGAUCUAAAGCUGCCUCGGAUGAAUAUGCCCGUGUUCAGCGCUUGGUGCAUCAAAAUCCAACGCUGAAGGACAGCCAGAAGCUGUACUUCCUCAAAACCAACCUUGCUGGUGAGGCGGCGUCCUUGAUUUCUCACCUCAAGAUCGAGGAUGCCAACUACCAACCGGCACUGACGAAGCUGAAAUCCAGGUACGAUAAGCCACGUGAGAUCGCUAAUCAGCAUAUCAAGCGGUUUCUAGCGCAGCCAACGCUGACAUUCCCCUCUUCUCACGGCUUGCGAUUGCUCCACGACGUGUCGGACGAGGUUAUUCGUGCCCUCCAUGCCAUGAAUAGGGAAGACCGUGACACGUGGCUCCUGUUCAUCUUAAGCGAAAAGGUUGAUCCAGAUACGAAGCAGUUGUGGUGCCAAAAGAUGGCGGAAAUGGAUGAAGCAAACAUCGAUCUUCAGUGCUUCCUCAAGUUCGUCGAAUCUCGCAGUUUUGCUCUGCAAUCUGCUCAACCAGUUCGCCACAAAUCCAGCGUGCCUUUCAAGCAACCUACAAGGACUCCACCGCAGUCCCGAGGUGCUACCGCAUUCGUCGCCACGAACCCUCCGUUUUGCAACGUCUGCAACAAACCAAACCACCAUCUUUACCAAUGUGGUAAGUUCAUUCACAUGAACCACGACGACCGACUCGCUCACGUCAAUAGGAUGAAGCUGUGCAACAAUUGCCUGAAAAUACAUCCCGGUGAGAGCUGCAAAUCAGGUGCCUGCAGGAAAUGCAACUUACCUCACCACACCUUAUUGCACCCACCGUCGUCAUCAGCAAGCCCACAACCAGCAGCAUCAUCGUCCGUCAUGGCCCCUGCAAAUUCAGGAUCAUCAGCACAGUCCUUGAUUUCGGCCCUCGACUCACCAUCCUGCCUCGAUGCGUCUAGCGUCCUACUCGCCACCGUUGCCAUCAAUGUUCUGGACAGCCAGGGACGGCCACACGCCUGUCGUGUCGUUUUGGAUUGCCCGUCCCAAGUCAGCUUUAUCAGCGAUGAUUUCAUCAAGCGACUCGGCCUCAAAACAGUAGCUGCCAACAUGGACCUCGAAGGCAUCUUCUCCACACCAGCGCACGCUGACAAGUGUGCCGAAAUCAUCAUCUCCUCUCGCUGCACGGAUUAUCGAACCUCCGUAUCGUGUAUGGUGUUGCCGAAAAUCACCAAAAUGCUUCCUUGCAAGCCAGCGAACAUCGACGGUUGGCCCAUUCCAGGAGCAAUACACUUGGCAGAUCCUCUGUUCCAUCGCCCGGGUAAGGUAGAAGUUUUACUGGGAAUGGAAUUAUUCUUUCAGCUGCUCGAGCCUGGCAAAAUCGCCCUCAGUAUCGACGACAGCCUACCCACACUUCAAAACACCAAACUCGGCUGGGUGGUCGCUGGUCGGUACCACGAACCCAACACUUCGAUUGGAUCUCACGUUUCAACCUGCCUGUUGACUUCCACCGAUGACGAUCUCUCGCAGCAGGUACGCAAAUUUUUGGAGCUAGAAGAAUACGCUACAGCAUCCAACCAUCUCACCGAAGAAGAACAGCGAUGCGAGCAGCACUUCGCCGAGCAUACCGUUCGUGAUAAGACAGGGAAGUUCAUCGUUCGUCUCCCAUUUCGUCUCGACCCUAAUCAGCUUGGUGAGUCUAGGCCAAUGGCGGAGAAACGUUUGCUUCACAUAGAGAGAAAGCUCGACCGUAACCCAAAGCUCAAAAGUGAGUAUCAUGAGUUCAUCCGUGAGUACAUCGAUCUCGGUCACAUGUCACUCGUUGAAGAUGCCUCUCCGUCAAACAAGUCAGUAUAUCUCCCACACCACUGUGUGGUAAAAUCAUCGAGUACGACCACCAAAUGUCGAGUCGUUUUCGAUGCGUCGGCUAAGACUACCAGUGGGUUCUCUUUGAAUGAUGUACUCAUGUGUGGCCCCGUUGUUCAAGACUCGUUGAUUAAUAUUUUGAUCCGAUUUCGCCUCCCAUCUAUCGUGCUGGUUGGUGAUGCAAAACAAAUGUAUCGCAUGGUAUGGGUGAACGAGCUUGAUCGUGACUUCCUCAAAAUUCUGUGGAGGUGGGACAAGGACGAGGAGAUAAGGGAGUAUCAUCUGAAUACCGUCACCUUUGGGACUAAAAGCGCAUCCUAUUUGGCCACAAAAUGCGUUAAAGAGCUCCUAGGAUCAUACCGGCAACAAUAUCCGGCAGCAGUAGAGAAGGCGGAAAAGGGGAUGAUGAUGUACUCACCGGAGCAUCGUCUGAAGAAGAAGCAAGGCUACUACGAGAACAACUAA